Messenger RNA from Plasmodium yoelii, 918 nucleotides. RefSeq names its product PIR protein. NCBI's taxonomy places the organism in Eukaryota, Apicomplexa, Aconoidasida, Haemosporida, Plasmodiidae. The record is from RefSeq and is a predicted model, not a curated record. The transcript is spliced from 3 exons. The coding region runs from base 1 to 918 and encodes 305 amino acids.
AUGAAUAAAGAAGUGUGCCAAAAAUUCGAGAAUCUAUGGAAUAAAUUUCCUGAUAAAUUGGACAGUAGUAAUAACUAUCAAUUUAAAGAAAGAAAUUUUUUAGAUAGUUAUUGUGAUGGUAGUGGUUGUGAUACUGAUUUUGAAAGAAUUGCUGGUGGAUGUUUAUAUCUUUUUAUGCAAUUCUUUGGGAGUUCUGAAUUGUUUCAGUCUGUUGCAAAAAGAAACAUCAAUAUUGUUGAUUACAUUUUGAUAUGGUUAAGUUAUAUGUUAAACCUAAAGGAACAACCAGGAAAUGAUAGCAAUCUACAAUUUUUUUAUAAAACAACUAUAAAUAAUGAUAAGUAUAAAAAUUCUAUAAAUGGUGUUACAGAGUAUAGCAAUUAUAAGGAGCUUAUAGAUAAAAAAACAUAUUUUUUGAGUAUGAAUAGAAAUAUUAUAUUUAAUUUUUAUGAAGCAUUUAAAUCAUUAUGUGAAAUGUAUAAUGAAUUUGAUGAUAAUACACCAUAUUGCACAAAAUGUUCGGAAAAUGCUAAUCAAUUUGUUAAUAAAUAUAGAGAAAUGAAUAAAAAUUCUGAUAUUACUAAUAAUAGUUUCUAUAAUGAACUAUUGUCUACUUUAUCAAAAGAUUAUGAUAAUUUUAUGAAUAAAUAUAAUAAUAAUCAACAUUUAAAAUAUUCACCUCUUCCAACGAUAGAAAAAACAGAAAAUUCUGCCCAACAAAUUCUACAAAGUUCUGAAGAUACAUCAUCAGGUUCAUCGGUAACAAACAAACUAUUUACAGUUUUAUCGAUAUUUGGUGCAAUAGCAUUUCUUUUAGGAAUUUCUUACAAGUAUUCGUUAUUUGGAUUUCGGAAACGAUUUCAAAAACAAAAAUUAAGAGAAAAAAUAAAAAAUAUAAAGAAGAAAAUGGGUCAUUAA